UUCGACGUUUUGGGAGAGUUCCCCCACCUAGCGACUAAACCCUGGAGGCCAUUCGGGUGUUGGGUGUAGCCGUUUUAGGGUUUUGGGAGAGGGGGGAUUUCAGAAGCCACCGCUUCGCAACCGCGAGCCUGAGGCGGCGAUCGCGCCUGGCGAAGCAUCUAUUCCGGAGCUGACCAGAUUCAGUGCCUGUGCUUGGUUUCCAGCGAGGAAUUGGGGCCAUGGCUUUCACAAGUAGGAUUGGAAAUGUGCUCAGGAGAACUUCAGUGCCUAACUCGCCUCUGCUUCACGCAGUAAGAUGCAUGUCCUCUUCAAAACUUUUUGUUGCAGGGCUUCCAUAUGCCAUAGAGGAAACCACUCUGAAGAAUGAGUUUUCAAAAUAUGGGGAUGUACUUGAAGCCCGAAUCAUCACUGAUCGGGAAUCCGGCCGCUCAAGGGGAUUUGGAUUUGUAACUUAUACAUCCAGCGAAGAAGCCUCAGCUGCAAUUACUGCCAUGGAUGGCAAGGAACUUCAAGGACGUCCUGUAAAGGUAACCCAUGCCAAUGACCGUGCUGGUGGAAUACGUGGAGGUGGUGGUUAUGGUGGUGGAGGUGGAUAUGCUACUGGUGGGUAUGGCGCUGGCAGUGGAUAUAGUUCUGGGGGGUAUGGCGCUGGUGGUGGAUAUAGCUCUGGGGGGUAUGGUGGUAGCAGCAGUAUGUAUGCCGGCAGCAGUGGAUAUGGUGAUCGAGCUGGUGGCGGCAGCGGCUAUGGUAGCAACUACAACAAUGCUUCUGGUGGUGGAUAUGCCGGAAAUGGUGGUUACAGUGAUGGAGCUACCAGUGGCGGUUAUGCUAGCAACUUCAACAGUGUUUCUGGUGGUGGAUAUGGAAGCGGUGGAAGCUUCGGUACCACUAGCAAUCCUGGUGGAAGCACUGGUGGAUACAGUUCUCCGGACACCUAUGGUGCAGGCAACUACAACAGUGGAGCUCCUGGUGGCGGAAGCUUUGGUGAAUAUGGUGGCGGUUUCGGUAAUGGAGGUUUCGGUGCUGCUGUUGGUCCCAACAACGGCAAUAACAACUUUUCUGGGACUCCGACUAGUGGUAGCAACUUUGCUCGAAAUGUGACUAGUGGCAGCUACAGUGGCCACAGCGGUGCUGGAGGAUUUUCUGGUGGCGGGGCUACAGGCUAUGGGGCUAACAAGCCGCAGUACAAUGGCCAAGACGACCUGCUGGGUGACGACUACUUUGACUCCAAGGAAGCGUCAGAGGAUAGAUGAGAAUGUUGCAUCCUUUCAUCUCGCACGUUGCUGCAGAUCUUUUGUUUAUCCUAGCUUCAUCGGAUCAGCCAAAGUGAUAGAGGAAAUAAAAACUUUGCCUGAGCUUAUUAGGGUUAUAAUAGAGGCAUAGAGCACACGCUGCUUUAGUUUUUUGCAUUCUGUUUCCAGACACGUUAUGUGAUGUUUUUCUUUCCAUAUUGGUUGGAGUUCCAUGCUUUUUUGUGAAGAAAGCGGUGGUUAAAUCCUCUUCCGAGAGUAAAAAUGAUGCUAGCAAAGAUGUUCUAAGCCUGCGCAUUGUUACAUUACGCGCAAAGGUGUGG
Messenger RNA from Panicum virgatum (switchgrass), 1573 nucleotides. RefSeq names its product glycine-rich RNA-binding protein 3, mitochondrial-like. Gene Ontology annotation, molecular function: RNA binding. The record is from RefSeq and is a predicted model, not a curated record. NCBI's taxonomy places the organism in Eukaryota, Viridiplantae, Streptophyta, Magnoliopsida, Poales, Poaceae. The transcript has 5 exons. The coding region runs from base 219 to 1253 and encodes 344 amino acids.